AUGUCGAGGCGUUACGAUUCAAGGACUACAAUCUUCUCGCCUGAAGGGCGUCUCUACCAGGUUGAGUAUGCUCUCGAAGCCAUCUCGCACGCCGGAACAGCUCUAGGAAUUCUCGCGAAGGAUGGGAUCGUUCUUGCUGCAGAGAAGAAGGUCACCAGCAAGCUGCUGGAGCAGGAUACGUCCGCCGAGAAGCUUUACAUAAUAAACGACAACAUGAUAUGCGCUGUCGCCGGCAUGACUGCAGACGCCAACAUUCUCAUCAACUACGCCCGCCAGGCCGCUCAGCGAUAUCUUCUCACCUACAAUGAAGAGAUCCCGUGUGAGCAGCUUGUCCGUCGUCUAUGCGAUCUGAAGCAGGGAUACACCCAACAUGGCGGUCUCCGACCCUUCGGUGUAUCGUUCAUCUACGCCGGAUAUGACCCGCAUCGGCAGUUUCAAUUGUACCAGAGCAAUCCCAGUGGUAACUACGGAGGAUGGAAGGCUACCAGCGUUGGCGCCAACAACGCAGCUGCUCAGAGCCUUCUGAAGCAGGAUUAUAAGGAGGAUUGUGAUCUGAAGGAGGCAUGUGCCUUGGCGGUGAAGAUCUUGAGCAAGACGAUGGAUUCAACGAAUCUGAGUAGUGAGAAGAUUGAGUUUGCAACCGUGGGAAAGACCAAGGAUGGGAGGAUCUACCACCACCUCUGGGGCGCUGAGGAAAUCGACGCCUUGCUGAGACAACACGGCCUGGCCAAGGAAGAAGAGACUGAAACUGGAUAG
Rasamsonia emersonii CBS 393.64 is the source of this 756-nucleotide messenger RNA. Its product is annotated as Proteasome endopeptidase complex. The transcript is spliced from 4 exons. Gene Ontology annotation, biological process: ubiquitin-dependent protein catabolic process. Bases 1 to 756 code for a protein of 251 amino acids. Lineage: Eukaryota; Fungi; Ascomycota; Eurotiomycetes; Eurotiales; Trichocomaceae. Gene Ontology annotation, cellular component: nucleus; cytosol; proteasome core complex. The record is from RefSeq and is a predicted model, not a curated record.